Fonticula alba is the source of this 852-nucleotide messenger RNA. RefSeq lists its product as hypothetical. The transcript has 5 exons. The coding region runs from base 1 to 852 and encodes 283 amino acids. NCBI's taxonomy places the organism in Eukaryota, Rotosphaerida, Fonticulaceae. The record is from RefSeq and is a predicted model, not a curated record. Gene Ontology annotation, cellular component: GINS complex. Gene Ontology annotation, biological process: mitotic DNA replication initiation.
AUGGAAGAGCACAUCUCUCCCGACUACUAUGAUUUGGAUGAUAUCCUCGCCGAACAGGAGCGCGUGACCUGCCAGGUGCGCCUCCGACUGCGCUCGUCGGAUCUACAUCUGAUUGGCCUUGGUGAGCCGGUUGACCGAAAGACCAAGCAGUUUGAGAUCCCCUUUUGGUUGGCCCAGGGGCUGGAGAGCAAGAUGGUCGUCACGACAAAUGUCCCACGUGCGUUUGGGCCUCGCGCGGGAGCCGCACUGAAGGCGGACCCUGUUGGUGCUGAUCUGCGCACGGUCGAGGGUGGCGGCAGUGGGCAAUACUUCCGUCUGGGCCAGAAAAUCGCCACGCUGUGCGUCCUCCAUGUCACCCUUCUUCCCUUUUGUCAUGUUGCCCGCUCCCGAGCCCCUGACGCCAUUCGGUUGCUGCUGAGCAGGAAGCAGGAUUAUGCACUGGGUGAGAUGCUCCACGAGGCCUACACUUCGCGCCUGUCGCAUGUCCUGCACACGGCCCAUCGGGCCAUGGCUCGUGACGUGUCGACCGAUCUGGAGAGGCUCGAUGCCUGCGAGCGCGAGGUCUUCCGCUUGGCAUACUGGGCCGCGUCGAUGUCCUCGCAUUGGCGCAAGUCGGCCGGUGUCAGCGGCCUGAACAGGCUAACUGCAUCCACCUUAUCACGCGAGGUGGGCGGCGCGGCCGCGGCCGCGGCCAAACGCAACCUCCCCGGGGACUCGUCCUUCCGAGCGGCGGACACUCGCGAUCCGGCCGGCGAUGCUUCUGGCGCGGCCUCCCUGACAGGCUACGAGACGGCCGCCUCGCUUGCCUUGGCCGUCACGUCGACCACCCAAAAGAAGGCACGCUUCGGAUGA